AAAAAAAAGUGCCCUCUUCUCUGUUUAUGCAUCGAAUAGGUGAUAAAUGGCAUUUUGUCGGUAAAGAACGUGUGAGGAUGGUGCACUAGCGAAGCCCUUGUACAUAAUGGCAUUCGGGCGAAUCCCCCGUUCCAUAAUGGCAUAAUUCCAUAUUUCUCCAGCUGUUCCGCCGAGCGAACGACCCACAACCAGAAGCCACCCAUUGGCGUACGCGAGGCGAUCGGAGCAUCCCGUCCCAAGAGGAGAAACUCCGGCCGGCGACGCGGGGGAAAAUGGGGAAGACGCCGGUGCGGAUGAAGGCGGUGGUGUACGCGCUGUCGCCCUUCCAGCAGAAGGUGAUGCCGGGGCUGUGGAAGGACAUCACCACCAAGAUCCACCACAAGGUCACCGAGAACUGGAUCUCCGCCACGCUCCUCCUCACCCCCGUCGUCGGCACCUACCAAUACGCCAUGUGGUACAAAGAGCAGGAGAAGCUUUCCCACAGAUACUAAAUGGGAUGUCCUCCAAGUUGCUGCGGCUUGUCGCAGUUGAAUUUUCCAUGAUGGGUUGUAUAAUCUGUCAAUGUCAUUUCUUUGCUCAGUUUUAGUUCAACCCAUUUUCACCUUUCCAUAUGCAUAUACGGUAUCUGUGCCUGGCAAACAUAUUUUGAGGCUAGCUAAAUAUGAACCUUUUGUCUCUUAAGUUGUUAAAUAAAGCAAAUUAUCUGACAGUUUUUCUUG
This is a messenger RNA of Zea mays, 719 nucleotides long. RefSeq names its product cytochrome b-c1 complex subunit 8. Lineage: Eukaryota; Viridiplantae; Streptophyta; Magnoliopsida; Poales; Poaceae. The record is from RefSeq and is a predicted model, not a curated record. Gene Ontology annotation, biological process: mitochondrial electron transport, ubiquinol to cytochrome c. The transcript is spliced from 2 exons. Bases 273 to 491 code for a protein of 72 amino acids. Gene Ontology annotation, cellular component: respiratory chain complex III.